ACUCGUGAAAUACAUAUAUCAUAGGUGAACGUAUCUUGCAUGACGCAGUUACUACGCCAUUCAGACUUGAGUUGACAUUAUAGAACGAUGUGAUAUAAUAGCCUAUCCUCAUCGUUGCCGAUACGUUCCCAACAUGGAGUGGAGUUUAAUGAACCCCAUCGGUCUGUUAGAGACUGAGAUGGGCUUUAUGGCCAAUGGAAUAUACUUUGUAUCAGAUGAAUGUAAAGAGACCCUUCAAGAAAUGUUGCAACUGCUGCUGACUUCGGAUGGCGCCGAUGGUCAGAUCAGACAAAAACUUGGACAGCAGGACAUUAUCAGAAAGGAUCUGUUGCCUCUACUCAUGGCUUUAGAAGAAGACUCAGAACUUUUCCAUGCAGCCAUUGAACUUCUCUCGCUGCUAACACAACCUUUGAGUCUGGGACAAAAUAGCCUCCAAGAUGGAUUUGAAGAGCAGGCGCGGUCGAAGGCUGUGCUCGCCUUACUACGACAAGCUGACGACGUUUGCUGGAGCGUGGAGUUUUUUGCUAAGUUUAAGAAGGAAGUCAUGAAUCGUCUUGAAAGGGCUUCAGAUGGUGUCUUGAAUCCAUUAGAUUGUGAAACUAUUAACUACUGUCUGUUGCUUAUCCGAAACUUGUUCUACUUUGGAGAGACAGACCGCAAGGAACACAUCAAUAACUUCAGAUUAAGGAUGAUAUUUGAGAGCGGCCUGGAUGAGAUGAUCAUGGCAGUCAUUCGUCACCACCAGAAGAUCUCGUUCACAGUGUCAGUUGUCCAGAUCCUUUCCUUCCUCUACAAAGACAAUGUAAAGAUUCUGCUGCGAUCACAACAACCAAUGUCCCCUGCGAGCUCCAACGUAUAUUCGUCUGAGGAGCAGUGCCUACAAGCAAUGGCCAACCUGGGCUUGAACCAGCUGGAACUGGGAGGCCCACUAUCCCCAGACGACAUCGAGGAUCCCACCGUACAACGUCGCUACAUAACAGCCAUAAUGGACACCAUGGAACUGAACAAGCCAAAAGUGGAUGAAAUUGGUGUCUGCUAUAGUGACGUCCCAGGCUUGCGAGUUGCCGCCAAUGGCACCGAUGCAGCCCGGAGUGAUCUCGUUGGACAAUAUUUGACUGACCUCGCACAAAAGUUUCUCUCCGAUGGAUAUGCAGGUUUCAUUGGAGAUCUGUUGGAACUUACUCUGUCGAAGAACAGCAGAAUAUUGGACAAUUCCUACCUGCUAUGGAGCAUAUCAUUUUUCCUUCGCUUCGCUAGACAGCAAGCAACUCCCCUCAGCAGUCUUGUAAAGUGUGUGGAUGGUAACCUAGUCUCUUACCUGGUGUACGUUGCCGUCGAUUGCUGUGAAAGGCAGUGGUCACUUCAGAGACAAAAACAGUGGUGCGACUUCACCCAGAAUAAGCUCCACCUCACAGUCCUGUCUCUGAUACAACUAUUCCGCUUGAUGCUCUCUGCCACAGAGGAUCCAGAAUGUCAGCAUCUUAUAACACCCACCAUUAAAGAGAGUCUCAUGGGGAUGACCCACCUUCGUGACGUCUUCGUGCUGCUUCUGAGGCAGCACCGCUGCCCAAACCAGGGCGUUGUCUACCUCCGCAACCUCAUCUGCGCCAACCACCACCUCCUCCUCAUCCUGGAGCAGUGGGGCGCAGACAAGACUAUGGCAGGCGACUUUUCAAUGUUGGAGCAUGUCAAAAAGUUUGCCACUCUUGAGAUUAUGGCGAAGUACGGCCAAGCCUUAGAGAACUUUGGGCAGAACGAAAAUGGGCUGAAUGAAUGCAUCCUCACUAUGAUGCAUCACAUAGCGGGCGAUUGCAACGAACCACAGUGUCUGAUGCAGCUGUCCAUUAUGAGAACGUUCUCCAACAUGUUGGAACAAAAACAUCUCCUGUCAUCAGAUUUCAGCGAUCUCAUCGAGUAUGUGUUGGAGCAGUUCAUGAUCUUCGCUGAAGAAAAGCCUAUGGCAACAGCUCAGAUGCUCUUCGGUAUUCAAGGAAAAGAGUCAGUGAAAGAAACGGGUGUGUGGUCAUCACAGGAGGAGGAAGUGCUUAUGUCGAGUAUUCUCAGCCUCACGGAGAGCGACAACAUCAUCGCGGAUCUCAGAGAUGCUUUACUUCAUUCCGGCUUUAAACGAACAGAGGAUGAGAUCGAACAGUUCAUCAAAGACAGUGGCUGGUUGGUAGAAGACUCAAUGAUGGACACCAUGGCCCCUUUGGGUAAAGAGAACACGCUGGAGGAAGACGAAAAGAUGAAGAUCAUUGAUGAACUGUCCCAGGUACCGGAAGAAGAUCUCAUUGAUCACCUCGUCUUACGACUGAAGAGCAGUGGCCAUGAGCAACACAUCACAUGGCUGCAAGAAAACCUUUUUGAGGCUGCCAAUGCCCAAAAUUGUGUAAUGGCGAAUACAAUCGACUUAAUACGGGAACCGGUCACUCGAAUAUGUGCAUUCAGGAAGAAGGAUAUUCCACUCAUCUUUGUGACAGAGGAACACGAAAAAAUAUGUCAUAAUGUGUACUUCUUCGCCUUACUAAACACUCUGGAUCUGAAGGUCGGAUCAAGUAAUGAACAAUUUGUUUUCCCGAGAGUGCCGUCUGAUUGGUCAGCGUCAGACAUUAUUCAAAAGAUGAAGAUGCUCGGUCCACUACCUAAUGAACAUAGCGAAGUGGAUCGGGUGGAAGAACUAGCAGUCCGGUUGUCCCAGGCAACGACUACUGAGCGAGAAUUCCCAGAGUUUGAACCCAAACAGUCAAGUUCUGUGAAAGAGAUGAAACUUCCGGAGAAAGAAUGGAUGUCAUGUGUUCAGGAAGCCAAUAAGUUCCAAGAAUCUCAGCACCUGCAGUUAACCAUGGAAACGAACUGAUGCUUUUGAACAUUGAGAGAGGAAGUCUUGUGAGAAUCAUUGAAAUCAUUAUCUCACCACACCAUGGAACUCUUUCAUGGAUCCAGACAUAUAUUUAUUGGUAUUCAUUAUGAGAAUGGUCACAAUACAGACGUACUGUCUGACAGUAAUAUAAAUCAUUUUUGGAGAAAAUGGCAUUAAUGCAAAACAAAAUAUCAUUUUUGUUGAACCAGACACACUUAUUUAUUUGUUUUCUGUUGAGUCUGGAGGCCAGAUAUGAACAAACUUAGUCAGGGUUUAUUCUUGACCUUUGAAGUUAUAGUUUUAAAAAGAAUUUGAAAAUUAAUAUAAUUAAAAGAUAAAGUACACCUAGUCUUGCCAGGGCUCAUCUUUACAUGAACAUGUAUAGAUAUUGUGUUCAAGAGUAAGUUAUGGAAAUAUUGUAAUAAGGAAUUAAUAUCUACUUUGGAGUUGUCUCCCUUGCAUCACAUCCGAUUUGGGAGUUAUCUCCCUUAUGAUCUUGCUGUUAUGGCUGAGUAUUUCAUGUGAGAAAAUGUGGAUUUUGUAUGUUGUCUCAUCUGGAGACUCUGACUGUUUUGUAUGUUGCUGUUCCCAGACUGUUUGCACAUUGCAUUUAUAACUUGAGAUUCAUCACUGGAUGAGGGUAAUAAAUGUACUGACGAGAAAAUGACAGCAUUAUCGCAAGAUCAUCAUGAAAGAUCUAACUAGGCGGACAAUUGUUCCUUGGGGAGUGUCCUCCCAAAAUUAAUGGUGGUACAUUUUGGAUAUCUUAACUAACCUGCUUUGAUACUUAAUGACCUGAAGAUAAAACGGGUUAUGAUUAACUUAUGAAAGGGAUCUUUUGAUCCACAGGAAAUACUAAAUUCUGAAUUUGUGGGAAUUAUUUGUAUGGCAACUAUCAACAACUUGACAGUUUUUGUUCUAGAACUUUUGGAAUUCUGGGCCCUGUUCCAUGAAGAGAUCAUAGUUCUUAGACCAUGCUAGAAUAUGAACAUUAUUAAGAUCUUGUUACUAUGGUUACUUCAGGGAACAGGGCACUGAAGUAGUGAAUUGAAUUGAGUGAGGAAAUCCUGAUUUUAAAAUACAGCAAUGACCCAAAUGCAAAAUCAGCCUUUGUUUCUCCUCAUAAACAUUAUUUUGGGUCAAAGCGUUGCUCCUAGUAAUUUAAUCACAGAUUUUUGACAUUAUCUAUGCACUUAAAGAUCUUCGAAAAGAAUUCCAAAAUUUAAACAAUUUUUUUUUUUAAUUUGCCAGCAUUGUAAUUUGUUUUAGAUAGUUAAAAAAUUCCUGGUACUCAAAUUGCCAAGAAACUGGUAUGGUCAAGAGCCUUUAAAUAUGGUUAUGCCGCCUUGUCUAUGUCAUUUCAUUGGAAUGUUUGCUGGUGAAACAGCCUUCCCUAAGUCAGGAAGACGUUACAUAUUUGCAUUUAACACUCAUUUGUUUAUGAUUAUAUCUCUGUGAACAUAAUUGUAUCCUGUCUGUUUCUGGUGGUUUUGAUUUUUUUUUCAAGAAUUCUUUAUCCGAGUUUAGAGCCUUAUUAAGUCAGUUACCAUGGAAACUGUCCAACUUUGGUAGCUUCGCUAAUCAUUAACUAUGAAAGGAUAUUGAGUUAAAUAUGAAGUAUGGUACUGUAUGUACAGCGUUGUUGUCAUAUACUGGGUAGAGUUAUGUCCCUUGUUAGUGCCAGGAUCCUCAGAUUGUUGGUUCAAGUCUCAAAUUGAUCCUGAUUGUGAUGUUUAGUAUGUUAGCAAUACAUGGUGAUUUCUCACAAAAACGGUAAAUAGGCGGUACUAUGUCUUGACCUUCUGAUGCAGACUUGUGAUUCAGCUAAUGUUCAUCAUCGGUCGGGGGUGGUGGGUAGCCCAGUGGUUAAAGUGUUCGCUCGUCACGCCGAAGACCCGGGUUUGAUUCCUCACAUGGGUACAAUGUGUGAAUCCCAUUUCUGGUGUCCCCGCCACGAUGUUGCUGGAAUAUUGCUUAAAGUGGCGUAAAACCAUAUUCACUCACUCAUCCUUAGUCGUCCAGUAUCUCCAUUCAAACUGACCCCCUGGAUCCAACGCUAGAUUCCUAUAAAGGCUGGUGCUUUCAUGACAACCAUGACUUGCCUUUCGAGGCACUUCUCUAAAACUAGAUGGCCAGUUCAGUUGUACUGUGCUUUCAUUAUUUGAUAGGGCGAUGGGGUAGUCUAGUGGUUAAAGCGUUUGCUUGUCACGCUGAAGACCCGGGUUCAAUUCCCCACAUGGAUACAAUGUGGGAAGCCCAUUUCUGGUGUCCCCAUCGUGAUAUUGUGAAGAUAUUGCUAAAAGCGGUGUAAAACUGAACUCACUCACUCAUGAUUUAACCAAGAUUUGUUUAAAGCUCAUGAGUGACACAAAUUCUGUGCAGUGUGAUAAGGUGACAUCACUUCUGGUAUGAAAUGGCGGUGGCGCCGCGGACCCGGGUUCGAUUCCCCACAUUUGUACAAUGUGUGAAGCCCAUUUCUGGUGUCCCCAGCCGUGAUAUUGCUGGAAUGUCACUCAGUCUGACAGGUCAGACGGUCAAUUGGUCUAGGGUGCUGGUCAUAGCAGAAUGGAGAUAACUGGAUACUCGUCAGCAAGGUCUUUCUGAUUUGUGAAUGGUGGUCAGCUGGAAUGGUCAUUGAUUCAGUUCUGGCAGUUCCGAUGAUUGCUACAAGGUGGUGUGGUCACUUUUCAAUGAAAGUAUUGACCAGGGAACAAUUUGUCAGACUUCUAACAACAUAUCUGCAGGUUGCGUUGUAAAACUUUGCAUCUCUUUCUGUAGAUUUUGCAUCUUUGGUGCAAUUACGAACAACUUUCAGACCUUAUUACGUUGAAAGUAAAAAAUCAAGUUCUUACUGCAACCGACCUUUUAAAUAUGAUUUGACAUUUGAAUUUUAAAAUGUCUAUUUUAUUUCUUUUUUCAAAAAUUCUAAAUGUGCCUGUUUCUCCUUGCCAAAUGUUUUGAGGUCAUAUGUUUAAAAGUGAUUAGCUGUUGAUGGAUAGGGUUCCUUGUUUAUUGGUUUAUUGUUUUUGCCGCAAUCAGCAAUAUCCAAGCUAUUUUCGUCGGCAUGUGAAUAAUGGGUAAUCAAGCCAAGACCAGUCAGUCUUGUGCUUUAUAUCAUAAUCAUCGUUUUACAUCAUUCUGACAGAAUGAUUUGUGUCGACCAAGUCAGCGAGCCUGACAACCCGUUAGUCGCCUCUUACGACAAACGACAUCAUUGUUGAUGAAGAUUAAUUCUGUCCCUGACAUGAACCGUUCUAGGAAUCAUGUAUAUCCCAAGCACAAUCCUAGCAGAUACAAGAGGUAUCAACAGCAAAACCGAUACAGCUGACCUUGAGUGUAUUUGUUGAAAAUAACACUUGCAAACGUUUUGAAUAAUUGAAAAUAAGAAUGAUUAACAGUUCUUGGAGUGUCGCUAUGAAUUUUCACUUUUUUUUAGAAACAUUUUACUUUUUGUACAAUUUUUGGAUGAACUGUUUGUUUGCAAUUGAAACAGUUUUUUUUGAUAGUUUUGAAAUCUAUUUUUGGAACUUUGACCAUUUUACCAGCAAGAUCUUUGCUGUCAUAGAAACAAGUGUUUGAUUUUUCUAUUGAAUGAUAGAAUUUGAAAAUGUUCUUGAAACAAGAGAAAAUGUUUCGAGUGAAAAAUAAGGAAUUUUAGAAACGAGCAGGCGUCAAUUGUCAGCUUAUCUGGAACUGAAAACUUGCACUACACCAAGGAAGAAACAUGCUGUUUCUUAAUGGUGUUUGGAUGUGCUUAAAUGAAAUAUGUUGGUCCUCUUGUAAGAAAGUUGUUGGAUUGUGAUAUUGCUGAUUAACCAGCAGUUACUAAACCACCAAAACAUAGUUGGUUUUGUGUUUAUUAAUUGUUUAACGCCGCACUCAGCAAUAUUCAAGUUAUAUGGUGGCAGUAUGUAAAUAAUCGAGUCUGGACCAGACAAUCCAGUGAUCAACAGUAUGAGCAUCGAUCUACGAAAUUGGGAUAC
Messenger RNA from Haliotis rubra (blacklip abalone), 6843 nucleotides. Its product is annotated as protein timeless-like. Gene Ontology annotation, biological process: DNA replication checkpoint signaling; replication fork arrest; DNA repair. NCBI's taxonomy places the organism in Eukaryota, Metazoa, Mollusca, Gastropoda, Lepetellida, Haliotidae. Bases 134 to 2857 code for a protein of 907 amino acids. The transcript has 23 exons. The record is from RefSeq and is a predicted model, not a curated record. Gene Ontology annotation, molecular function: DNA binding. Gene Ontology annotation, cellular component: replication fork protection complex.